Molecule: messenger RNA, 594 nt
Organism: Plasmodium relictum
Lineage: Eukaryota; Apicomplexa; Aconoidasida; Haemosporida; Plasmodiidae
Product: conserved protein, unknown function
Exons: 2
Coding region: 1-594 (197 amino acids)
Source: RefSeq, a predicted model, not a curated record
AUGCUUUCAUCGUCUGAUUUAACCAGCACUAAAAAAGAUGAGUGUUUAAAAAGCUUAAAUAAAAAAAUAGAAAAUAAUAAUUCUACAAAACAUGUAAAAAAAAAUUCUAAUAAUAUUUCUAAGGUUAGUAAAGGGUUAAAUCAAAAUAGCAAAGUAAAAAAUGAAAAAAAUAAUAAAAAAAAAAAAAUAAAAAAAAGUAGUAACUCAAGUAAAACGACAGUAAAAGCAAUGAUAGAUGAAGAUGAAGAAGAAGACAAAGAAAAUUUUUUUGCUGAUGCUAGAAAAUAUUUUAAAGAAGGCCAAAAAACUAUAACACCUCCAAAUGGUGACGGAACGAGAGCUUUUUAUGAAAGCUUAUUUGAAGAAAAUCCAAAUUCAGUUAUUGCAAUUAAAUAUUGUAUAGAACAUGGUGUUUUAAGUGGAACUAAACAUCAUGAAGCAUUAUAUAAAUAUUUUAUUCUUAAAAAGAAUAAUGCAUUUAAAAGUAACUUUGGAGGUAUAAAAUCUGAAUUUAUUAAAUUAUUAGAAGAUUCUUGUAAAAAUGGUAAAUAUUCUUAUGAAGAACUAGUAAAAAAAGAAAUUCUCAGUAAGUAA